CCACAACCAACAACAAAAAAAACACACGAAGAAGAGCAAAGUUUGAACGUGUGUGCCGCUGGAUAGUUUCUUCUCGCUCUCUUCUUCCUUUAGCCUUAAACGGGAGAUGCAGGCUGCAGCGGCCCCGCGGCUCCGUCCUCUUUUCGGCGGAGCUCUGUCAGCGGUCCUCCCUUCCAACAUCACGGACAUCAGCGAGCUGAGGGAAAUCCCGGACAACCAGGAGGUGUUUGCCCAUCCUCACACCGACCAGAGCCUGAUCGUGGAGCUGCUGGAGUAUCAGGGUCAGGUGGCCGACCAGGACGCAGCUAGGUUCCACUUUGAGGACAUAGCGGGCAGCAAUAAAGCUCAGGGGCCAGGGGCCUUUGUAGUGGGGAACGCUGAGGCCAUAGCGAAAGGCAGCGUGUCUCUGUUGGAGUGCAGCAGCGCCUGGAUGCUGAGAGGGACCCAAAGUGUGUCCAAGUUCAACGAAGAGGCGAGGAACACGGUCAGCAUUCACCUGGGCCUCUUCCGGCUGCCGCAGUUCUCCACAGACAUCCUGAUGACGUUUAACGACCCGCUGAGCAUCAGCCCGGACAGCAGCAGCAGCAUGACGUCAGACAGCAGCAGCAGAGGCGGUGCAGAGGAGGCCCGCAGGGAGCCCUGGACCGAGGAGGACUUCCAGCGCGCUCUGCUGACUCUCACUUUACACAAUCCUGGGCUGUUUGGCUAAAACAUUCACUUAAUGCAACAGAUUAUUCAUUAUGUGGUCAGAUGGAUUAUU
This is a messenger RNA of Cyprinodon variegatus (sheepshead minnow), 760 nucleotides long. It is a transcript of the gene rangrf, whose product is annotated as RAN guanine nucleotide release factor. Gene Ontology annotation, molecular function: transmembrane transporter binding; small GTPase binding; guanyl-nucleotide exchange factor activity. Gene Ontology annotation, biological process: heart contraction; protein import into nucleus; regulation of sodium ion transmembrane transporter activity. Gene Ontology annotation, cellular component: nucleus. The transcript has 2 exons. Lineage: Eukaryota; Metazoa; Chordata; Actinopteri; Cyprinodontiformes; Cyprinodontidae. Bases 107 to 709 code for a protein of 200 amino acids. The record is from RefSeq and is a predicted model, not a curated record.